AUGGCGGUAGAAGCACAGCCAAUGGGUCUAGGACCCGAAAACCAGACCCCGCCCAUGAAGUUCUCCCGGUAUCGAUCUGUGAGACGAGCAACUUCCCAGAAACAGGAGCCUCUGAAAACAGCGAUUCCCGCUAUUCCCGUCCCUCCAGUGCCGUCUAAUCCAACCUCUCCGGUUUCUGCCAACCAGCAAGGAGUGGUGAGAAGUGCGUCACGAUAUCGACGCCAGAGAAAAACUGCACUAUCGCCCACCGCGCAGCAUCCAGUACUGGUUCCUGCUCCUUCGUUUCAUGCGCCCGGAAUAUCCAACGGACCAUCGUGCAGUCCACCGAAGAAUCUGAAAGCAGUGGAAAAGGGAGACACAUCUAGGGACGGGGAGGAUGAGGUCGCACGUACAAGACACCGACAAGAUGCGAUGAGCCGGUUGGUAGGGGGAGACAGCAGGCCGGCAUCUAAACAAACCUUGGAAUCGAGAACAGAUUCCUCUAGUUAUCGCAAGCAUGCCAACGAGAACGACCAUGCCACCUCGCCAAACGGCCAGCAAUCUGGAAAAGAGACCAAAUUUCGAUCAUUAAAGGAUACCAUGAAACUGUUUCGGUCAAAGGGUGAGGCUGAAAAAGAGGGCACAUCAGCAGAACCUUCUGAGCUAAGUGGUACUACCUUCCCUGGCGUGGAUGCCCCUGUUUCCGCAGCCAACGCGGGGGAGCGACAGGUGCUUGUUCAGUACCGAAAGGCGUCCAAUUUUCUUCCCAUCACGCUUUCGACCACAGCGCAGGAUCUGCUACUAUCGGCUCAAGAUUGCUUCGAUAUUGAAGCCCAAACUUUUGUUUUGAUCGAGCGUUUCGCUCAGUUCGGCUUGGAGCGGCCAUUGCGAAAAUACGAAUAUAUUCGCGAUGUCAUGAAUUCCUGGACCAGCGACACGGACAACAAAUUGAUCAUAGUUCCUGCAGCAAGCUUGGACGCUUUGCAUCAGCUUGAGGCACAGAGUGCCCCGGUUGAACAACCUGUGGACACGACGUUUCACAUCUAUCAUUCUCAACGUUCUCGGAAAUGGGACAAGCGAUACGUGACGUUGCGUGCGGAUGGCCAGGUCACCGUGUCGAAGAAGUACCAAGGACAGGACCAGAUGAAUAUCUGUCACUUGUCCGACUUUGAUGUCUAUUCCCCUACGCUUAGUUCACUUUCAAACGAUGUGAAGCCACCGAAGAAGAUUUGCUACGCUGUUAAGAGCCAGCAGAAGGCUAGCAUGUUCCUAUCGACGGAGAACUAUGUUCAUUUCUUCUCUACAAGCGAUAGGGGGAUAGCUGAAGGUUGGUACAGAGCUAUUCAGGCAUGGCGCAGCUGGUACCUGGUUAGCAUUCUGGGUAAUGGCCAAAACAAGGACGAAGCAUCGGUGUCAGAAAUCUCCCGACAACAGAGCGAUGGAUCAUCAGGAUCAAGGACCUAUCAGUCUAAACCGCUCAAACCGUUGCUUGAGUUUGAGCCUUUGAAUCAGCAGCGCGACGAGGAACACCCCCCCUCUCCCGGGCGUAUAAAGUCUUCAAAAGCAAAACAAUAUCUUUCGCGAAGGAGAAGCACCAAAUCCUCUCAGGGAAAGCCACUCACCCUUGAUACCACCAAUGUCGGUGCCACGGCGCAGGGAGUUGAAGUGUCUCCGUUUUCUUCUACUGGACUCUUGGGCCAGACUUAUGUCAUGCGCCAACGUGCGAUGCAAGAACGGGAAGAGAUCGAGAGGAAGGCAUACGAAGAAGUGUUCAGUCCUCAGGGUCUUGUUUCUGGAGCCGGAGCUGCUGGACGCCGUCAUUAUCCUGAGACUCAAAGCCAACCCAGCAGCCGAUCAAACACAAUGACCAGUACUCAGGGUCCCGACUCCAGCGGACACGUCAGGCGUUCGCAGUCUGUGAGUAAGGGAAAUCAUAAACCCCUUGUCGAUUUGACCCCUGUCUACCAAGAACCACCACAACACGCUCGCAAGGGAAGAGGAGUCGCCAUCGAGCCGGGAACACCCUUGGUCGAUGCUGCGACAACACCCGACUUACCUCGCGGUGCUAUUGCGAUCCCAUCCUCCACGACCUGGAAGCGACUCCCGAUCCCAGAAGAACCUAUAUUGCCGGCAGCCGAUACCGCCAACGUAAAGCCUAGUCGCUCCAACACAGUCCGCAGCACCCGCAACAACCGGUCACGCGCAUCGUCCACAACUCCAACCGACGACGCAUUUAUCCCAAACAGCCUCCUGGCCCGCUCCGCAACACAGAAAGCUACCAACAGUGGACCGAAGGUCGGCCAUGGAAUAGCUACAGGUGAUCGCAACGCUACAAAACCCAUGCUAGACAUGUCUCCGGGGAAUCCGUUUGUGGAGGGAAGUUUGCUUCGAGAUUUGUAG
Molecule: messenger RNA, 2379 nt
Organism: Aspergillus ruber CBS 135680
Lineage: Eukaryota; Fungi; Ascomycota; Eurotiomycetes; Eurotiales; Aspergillaceae
Exons: 1
Coding region: 1-2379 (792 amino acids)
Source: RefSeq, a predicted model, not a curated record